CGAUACUUUUUCAAAUGUAUCUCAACAGUCAAUAGGAUCGAUCACGUAGAACGACGAGCCAAACAGUUAAAUUAAACAAGUAUCUAUUUUAUGUUCUAAUUAAAAUUAAUCACUUUUAGUAGCUUUUUUUAAAGACGUUUUUGUUAAUAAUUAGUUUUAAAACUAAUUUGUUUAAAAAAAACAAUACAAAAAAUUCCGGAAUAUAUUUUAAUAUUGCAACAAUGUUCAGGUCAACGUUGGUAUUACCAAAAUCCAAUCCUCGAGACAAAAAUAAUGGAAAUGUAGCUUUAAUAAGAGAUGGACAAUAUAUAUGGUGUGAUAAAAAUAUUUUAGCAAUUCGAAGUAUCUAUUUAGAACAUAUUUUUACAAAUAAUCCUACACAAAGAGAAUUUGUCGUGGAUAAUUUAUUUUCAUCAGCACAAACCUUAGAAAAUCUUAUUGAUUUUAUGUAUACAUCCUCAAUUGAGUUUACUGAAAGUAAUAUGAUUGAAAUUUUAUUAGAUUCCAAAACACUUGGAUUGAAAGAAGUAGAAGAUGCCGUUUUAAACUAUAUCAAGUCAAGAAUAACUAUUUACAACUGCCUACAAUUGUGCAAUUUUAAAAAUAUGAUUGAUGUUUUAAAAGAUGACUGUGUGUUAUUUAUAAAGAAAAAUAUUAAUUAUGUGAUUAGAACUCAAGAUUUUUUUAAAUUGGAUAGCUCUCAAAUAAUUGAUUUUAUUGAAAAUGUUCAAAACGAAUCAAAUCAAAAAAAGAUAUUUGAAGCGUUAAUGAUGUGGGUAAAAUAUGACCAAACAAACAGAAAACAAUUUUUACCAAAACUUUUUAUUAAAAUCAAUAUUGAAGCAUUCCCAAUAUCGUAUAUAGAAAAUGUUAUCAUGAAAGAUGUUUUAAUAAUGGAAAAUGUCCAGUGUAGUAAUCAUAUGGCCAGCAUUUUUCUUAAAAUGUUGCAGAAUGCUCAGAUUAUGAUACAAAAAUUAAAUAGAAAGAGAUCCCAGUUAUCACAAAUUUUAAUGCUUGCUCAAUGUAUGAUUUCUGAAACCCCAGCAAUUAAGGUUCUCCAAGAAGUAAAAGAAACCGAGGGUACAAGAGUAAUUAAGUCUUGGGAGAAUAAUCAAUUGGCGACAAUUUCAAACAAUAAAUCGCAAUGCAUAGAAAAUACUGAAAUGUCAGAAAAUGAAAAUGAUAUACAUCUAAUACAAACUUUUUUGUUUACAAAAAAAGAAAAUUUUAAUUCACAAGUUAUUAUAAUAUGUCAAUUUUCUGAAGAUUUCAACGAACAAUCUCUAUCAUUUUUAGACCGAAGCGAUAAAAAAUGGAAGAAUAUUAAUCUUAAUGGUUUUCAACCGAGUACAUCGAUGUGCACGUUUUUUGAAGAUGGAAAGUAUUUUGAAAUUGGAAAAUCUCCAGUUGAUAAUAAACUUGUCAAUAUGAUAGCCCGUAGUAGUAAAAAAUUAAGUGAAUCAAAUUAUUUGCAUUUAACACCAAAAUUGAUUCAUUUAAAACAUUCCGUUUAUAUAUUGGAAACGUCAUUAAAUGGAAAAUCCCAGUACAAUGAAAUUUACGAUAUUCAAUCUAAUCGUUACAGAAAAAUAGAAAAGAUGAAUGAAUUUCGAACGGAUUUUAGUGUAGUGGCUUGUGACAAUCUUAUCUAUGCAGUUGGAGGAUAUAAUAGUAAAACAAUUGAAUGUUAUUAUCCCGAAGAGAACGUGUGGCGUAUAUUUAAGCAUACUAUGAAAGUACCCAGGAAAAAUGCUGCCGUUUGCGUUGUGAAUGAUACUAUCUAUGUAUUUGGUGGUACGGAUAAAGCUAACAAUGUAUUAUUUUCUGGCGAAAAAUUUGAUGUGCGCUGUCAAAUUUGGCAUGAUAUUCCGCCAAUGAACAAGGGACGCACCAACGCUCUUGCAGUUUCCAAAAACGGCUUCAUAUUUGUCAUUGGCGGAGAAAACCAAAAUUCUUAUGAAGUUUUUGAUACAUCUUCAAUGACAUGGAAAUUAUCAAGUAUAAAAAUGAAUAAAACGUGGGCCCAUACUAAAGGAGUAACUCUUGAUGCAGAAACUAGUUUUUACUUCAAAAAAAAUAUGAAAUAUUUCAUCUAAAAAUUAAUAUAACUACAAAAACUUUGAUAAUCAUAUAUUUACUUUAGAUAUUUUAUUUAUCAAUUAAUUUUUUGUAAUAUUUAAAGAAACUUGAUGGUAUUAAUUUUAUAAUUUCAUAAAAAAAAGUAAACGUUAAGCAUUCGUUUUAUGAAUGCGUAGAUAUAAAUAAAGUAUGUUUGUUAAUUUGAUUUGUUUUCGGACACCCAUAUACAGGCUAAAGGUUAGACAACUUAAUUAGCUUUCCUGUACAAAUUAAAUUGUAUUUAGCACAGGAUUUUAGAAUA
Messenger RNA from Daktulosphaira vitifoliae (grape phylloxera), 2380 nucleotides. RefSeq names its product kelch-like protein 2. NCBI's taxonomy places the organism in Eukaryota, Metazoa, Arthropoda, Insecta, Hemiptera, Phylloxeridae. The transcript has 13 exons. Gene Ontology annotation, molecular function: protein binding. The record is from RefSeq and is a predicted model, not a curated record. Bases 222 to 2096 code for a protein of 624 amino acids.